Molecule: messenger RNA, 2529 nt
Organism: Alternaria hordeiaustralica
Lineage: Eukaryota; Fungi; Ascomycota; Dothideomycetes; Pleosporales; Pleosporaceae
Exons: 3
Coding region: 1-2529 (842 amino acids)
Biological process (GO): exocytosis; Golgi to plasma membrane transport
Cellular component (GO): cytoplasm; exocyst
Source: RefSeq, a predicted model, not a curated record
AUGCAGCGCAUCAGCUCCGAUGGCUCGUCGGUACUCACCCACCAGACGUCGAGGAAUUCGAUACGCGCGCCGCAGUUCACCCUAGAGAAGUUCACCAGCAAAGACUUCCUUGUCAAAGACUUCAUUGAGGACCUCUCCCAGAUUGCCGUACCUGCGACACGACGCUCCGGAGGUGCUGCUGGCCAGCAGACGUUCGAUCCCAAGCCGCUCAUUCGCACUUUCGAACACGCCCUCACACGACUCAACAGUCUUUCCGAAGACCUAGAAGAGAAGGAGACUGAGCUCUCUACAGCUGUGCGCCGUGCGGAGCUGCAACACAACCAGAAUGUCGAAUCGCUUGGGAGAAGGCUGGAGACGGCCAUGGAUAAGUUCCAAAGGCUAGACAGCUCGCUGAACGGCAAUGAUGAAGGGGGGUCAGAUACUGGAGGCAACGUGGCCAUGCGCAUCGGAGAGCGACUCGAAGAGCUCGAUCGCCAGCGGAAGCGAGCCCUGGACGCAAAAUUCCUGAUUGAAUGCUGGCAAGAAGUCAGCGAACGGGGUGAGCUCAUGAUCCUCGAGGACCAGCGAAAGAACGGCGACAUAGUACGAUGUGCUGAGAUUGCACGCCAACUGCUGCGCAUCAGCACGCGUCUCGACCCAGAGGGCAGCCAGCGAGUCAACGGAGAGGUACAAAACGGCAUGAAGAGGAGAACGGUGCACCAGUCGAGACACAACACGAAGGAAGUCAUCGAGAAGUUCUUGGAGAACCUGGAGCAAGAUCUCCUCAGCAAGUUUCAGGAAUGCUAUGCGCGUCCAAACUACGCUGGCAUGCGCGACUGUGCCAUUGCGCUCAAGGGCUUCAACGACGGAGCUAGUGUCAUUGGAACAUACGUCAACCAGCACUCUUUCUUCAUCGACCGCAUGCAGCUGAAUGGCGAAGACCUAGCGACGGAUUUGGAGACCUGGGAUCGCCUUCAAGAUCCUGAUGCGGAACCACCGGGUGUUGAGCCUACACUACAGUCUCUGAUCGACGAAGUCAAGAUUGUCGUUCAAGAUGAGUCCGCCAUCAUCAAACGAGCAUUCCCGUACUACGAGGAGGUGCUCAUCAAGUUCCUCGAGCGCAUCUUCCAGCAGUCGAUACAAAGUCGAUUGGAGAUGGUGCUCGAUAAAGCAGGAGAACUGUCUUCACUAGCAUUCCUGCGCUCACUGCAGGCAUCUAGGAGCUACAUCACCCAGUUGGUGGACGAUCUAAAAUCACAUGGGUUGACAGAGCAUCCGGAGCCUGCUACUUCGGCGGUCGCAGCUACCCUUGAUCAGCAACUGGAAGAGCUCUUCUCCUCCUACUUUAUUGGAGAGAAGUAUAUCGAGCGCGAAAAGAAGAACCUGGAGGAGCUUUACUCUUCGCUAUUGCUCAAGUUCACUAUCUACCACUCGCGACGCAGCAAGAUGCCAACCUCGUACUUUGGAUCGCUGGCCCAGCGAGGCAAGGAGUUGGCUGCAUCCGCUCGUGACAAGUACAUGGAACGCCUUGAAAGCACCGAGUUGCCCGCCAGUCAAAAAGCAACGCUGCUUCGCAUUGCUGGCUUGAAAGAAGACCAACAAGAGAAAAAAGACAUCGAGGUGACGGAUGAAGAUGGCAGGCUAUCGCUACCAGUCGCUAAGCGUAUGCUCAAGUGGCUGGCAGAAGGUGUUGGGCGGGGACUUGAGCUGUCGCCUGGUAAUGAGACGCCGAAGGACGUGCAAAUACUACUGAACCUACUGCUACGGCAGAUGGGCGAGAUCUAUCUGGAGACGGCACUAGACGCUGCACAAGACCAUGCCGUUUCUCAAGAGAACUCCAAGACAGCCCCUGAUCUCGCUCACUUCCCGUCGCUACACGCCAUCACCACAAUUCUACAUCUUCUCCAACAAACCACUACAACCAUCGUCCUCCCCCUCUGCACACCCAAUCUCACUAUUCGUCGCGACAUCGAGAAGUCCGCGAACAGCACAACGUCGACCCUUGAAUCCAAACUAUCCAACAUCCUCAAUCUCACACUCACAGCAUCUCUCAACUGGGUGAGCAGAUGUCUGUCCCAACAAAAGAAGACCGACUUCCGACCCAAAGAAGACGAUCUGAUGGUCACAACCGAAACACAAGCUUGUCGCGACGUCUCCGCGUUCCUAACCCGCGUCGCCUCUCAAGCCUCUGCCGCCCUCUCCGGCCGCAAUCUUUCCCUUUUCCUCGCCGAACUCGCUCGCGGUCUGCGAUCCCUCGUUCUAUCCCACUUGCUCAAGUUCACCAUCUCACAAGUCGGUGGUCUCAGUGUGUCCAAGGACAUGAACCGCUAUGUUGAGCUCGUGAGAGCAUGGCCGACGGGCGAUGAGCUGGAACCUGGUGCUAUGGAUGUGCUGACGGAUGUCAGUACGUUGUUCAUCAUCGGGCCUGAGGCGCUGAGGGAUAGGCUCAGGGCUGCGGGUGGACAGGAUGCGCAGGAACUGAAGGGGUUCAUUGCUAGGAGGGAUGAUGUUGGGACUGUAGGGGUGCAAAGUGUGCUGAGUGGUUUGUAA